UUAAAUUUUAUUUUUCAAACACAAUUCAGCACUCAUGCACCAAAGGCCGUAGAUGUGCAUAUCAUGAAUAAAAGCAAAAUACUGCGAGUGCUGAAAAUCUGAAUGUGCAUCUGGAAUGGAAAUAGAUGUGCACACCAGUUUCUUUCCUGUUAACCAACCUGAGUGAAUCUAACCAAUUGGCUGUAUGCACACCUACACAGCUGUUUUGAAUCUCCCUCGAACCUUAUUGUCCAGUUAAACUAAAUUGCACCGUCAAUCUGCAGUGCAACAUGCUAGUGCUGUAAUGGCUUGGCCGAAAUAGCCAAGUGGUUAUGGUACUGGGUUUGUAACCCCAAGAUCAAAAGUUCAAAUUUCACAAUGGCAAACUAUGAAACAAUGCUGGUGCUGUAAAAUGUGAUUCUGGCUGUGUUGAUAUUCAGAUUGAUGUUUCCUCACCAUACUUAAAUCCGACGGCGCUGAAAUCUGUCCAUUAUAUCUUUUGCUGUAAACUUUCGAUUGAAUCUAUGUAUGUUACAUCGUCAUGAAUGGACUAUUAAAUGACCUGGUUUAUCUAACGCCAGAUCAUUGAAGCUUACAUUUUACUCGUCACCAAACGCUAACAGUCGGAUUUUGAAUUGAUGUGCAUCCUCUUGGCCAGUUUUGCCACGGUUAAACUAUUCGCCGCUGUUAAUAAUUCCCAUUUUAGCUUGGUGGCACCAACCUGCCUGUGGAUAACUUGACGGUAUUGAUCCAUUGAGUAAAGUUGUCCUUUUAUUUCAUACUGCACUCUGCGACCAUUUAUACGUCUAUUUGAAAUCUCUAGAGAGAAACCGGGUCAUUAGAGAUCAUUUUGGUUCUUGGUUAAGAACCAUUAGUUUACGGCAGCCUUGAGUUUAGACAUGAAAUGACUCAUUUGGUUGUCCCCUGUGGGACCCAUUUCUGUUUGUUAUGAAUUAUUUGUAGACUUCCCCCUACUAUUAAAAUUAGCCUCGUCGUGCGUGAAGUCUGCGCAGAUGGCGUCCUGGCAUUUUUUUGCGGUGUUAAUAGCACUCUCUCCUAACCAAUUCUCUUUCCAUUUUAUAUAUUGGAGACGACCAUGCCCAUUCUCCUGGCGACUACAGGAUGAGAGCGUGUCGUUCAGAUCACAGGCAUGCAUCUCGCAAUGAGAUCAUUUGUGUUAUAAAUAUCCCCGUGCCCGCAGUGCCUUUUUCAUGGAUAUCCCUGGCGAACAUACCACAAACGGUCGCUGGUGCAUGGAGCAAAGGAUCAGCAAAAUGCGGGCAUUGUCCUAGCAGCGAGCACUCCGGAGAGAUCCGCUGGAAGAAUGCGCCUUCACUGCCUCGUCCUCCUCUUCCUGAAUCACACCGUCCGCUGCUCUUCUGGGCAGAGCGAGCAGGUAGCGUCCGCAGAACUACUUCGGGGUACAACAAACGAGAGCUCCACAGCCAUGCAGAGCCGUAGAUCACUCAGGAACAUGUACCAAUGGAAUAGGUCUGGGCCCCGCACUGGAAGACUUUAUUGUAGAGUUGGAAUUGGUUUUCAUUUGCAGAUUCAGCCUGAUGGCAAAGUCAGUGGCUCGCAUGAAGCCAAUCUAUUCAGUAUUUUGGAGAUAUUCGCCGUGUCUCAGGGGAUAGUGGGAAUUCGGGGAAUUUUUAGCAACCGAUUUUUAGCGAUGAAUAAGAAGGGGAAACUCUACGCAACUACCAAGUUUACAAAUGAAUGCAUUUUCAAGGAGAGGUAUCAAGAGAACAGUUACAACACUUACGCCUCGGCCACUUACAAAAGCGAAAACAAUAACCGAGAGUGGUAUGUGGCUUUAAAUAAACGCGGUAAGGUUAAAAUGGGGAACAGCCCGCGGGUGAAACCUCAGCACAUUUCUACACAUUUCCUUCCAAGGUUCAAACAGUCUGAGAAAGAAAAGACCUUCAAAAUUACCAGAAAAGUCGCAGAGAAAAAAACGGCACCCAAGCCACCUCCUUCACCGAGCGUCCGCAGGAAGAAUACAAGCGUUGUCAGAUAUCGGCCAAAGUUUCGAUUUGGAUAGUGGCGAAUGGAAUUAACUCUUAUUUGGUUCGGGGGACAGUGGCUUUGCUGGAAAGCAGCUGGGGAUCUCAGAGAGACGCGAGUGUCUGCUUUCCCAAAGAGAUAAGCCACCCACAUACCCAUACCCUGCGGGCAGCACUGGCAGUGUAGGCCAGAAGUCUGACAGUAUUUGAAAUGGAUGCUGUAUCAGCAAUGGAAGUGAGAAACUGUACGGGUAUAAUACAAACAUCAGAACGUCUGCUGGGAGACUAUAUAUUGUCUUGAUUUCAAGCGAUCCUUUACUGCAAAAUAUGCGCUCUUAAAUAUGCAUUCAUUUUCACUGGGAAAUUGAAUUUAUUACGUGUAGUUCUGAGGGAGAAAUGUGCUUAUUUAACAUAAAAAAUCAUUUUUGGUAAAAGAAGCAAACAACGUUUUGAUCCAGGCAGAAAUGUUGAGUGUGUUUUGAAAAAUGUUGCAUCCCUCUUUACUUUGAACGGGAAGUAUCCCUUUUCCAGAGAAGUGCCAUUGUUUUUCUAAGAACAAACAAGGAAUUGUUCAAUUCCCCCAUUCUAAGAUAGGUAGGCAUCACUGGUAUGCGACAACGUACAUUUAUUUCUGCUUGGAAAGCACAUGCAACAGUUUGUUGAUGGAGUGGUCAUAUUCCGGCGGUGCACGACCCCUGAGCCGGCCUUUCUCUGGCUAAACAGGUGGAAGGAUGGAUUACAGACCGUCAAUCAAACUAUCACUUCAGAGUUCGGAUGUUUAAAAUAUCCCUGCCAUGAUCCUAGCAUUCCACUUCUUAACAGACCCGCAGGGAAAGGACCGCUUUACAGAGGGGGAAAAAAAAACCCACACAUGCUUUUGGGACCCAGCUCCUGUCUUAUAGGUGUAUCAGGUGGCAGACAUCGACGUCAUGGUCCAUUAUUGCACACUGUCAUCAGAAACGCUCUGUUAGCAAAAAUCCCUCCUGGGACUCAUGUCGGGAAGGUAACGAUUCCUGUGAUAGCCAUUGGGUUAAAACAAGUACCUUAUUGUGCACAAGGACAACUUGUUCUGAGAGCGUACAUGCUUGAAUUGUACCUGGGUAUCAGAGCCUGCUGUAUUUGCAGAUAACAAGCAUUCAGGCAACAGUCAUUUAUUAUGCAUGCAUUCUUUAUUUAAAUGCUUUAAACCUUUUGAAACAAUAUUCAGCAAUAAUAUUAUUCAAAUGCAGCGCAUGUAUUGCUAUUAUGUUUGUUUACAUUCAUGACAUUUGAUUGUUGAUGUUCUAUGGUGAUCGUCUAUUUACAAAGGUUGUCGCGUCGAAAGUCGUCUGGUUGACCGUUAACAUAUGUUAAAGCAGCUUGUAUAUUUUCUCAUGACCUUUUUGAUCUUAUGGAAAACAUAAGUACUAAUGCCGCAGAAAGUGAUUAAUGAGCAUUUAUUAAUAAAUCUCUCAGAAUCA
This is a messenger RNA of Carcharodon carcharias (great white shark), 3445 nucleotides long. RefSeq names its product fibroblast growth factor 5 (gene fgf5). The coding region runs from base 1304 to 2023 and encodes 239 amino acids. NCBI's taxonomy places the organism in Eukaryota, Metazoa, Chordata, Chondrichthyes, Lamniformes, Lamnidae. Gene Ontology annotation, molecular function: growth factor activity; fibroblast growth factor receptor binding. The transcript has 3 exons. Gene Ontology annotation, biological process: regulation of cell migration; cell differentiation; positive regulation of gene expression. Gene Ontology annotation, cellular component: cytoplasm. The record is from RefSeq and is a predicted model, not a curated record.